UAAUUCACAAGUUAGCUGUCAGUAGACAAGCUACUUAACCUGAAAUAUUUCACAUGAUAACAAGUAGUACUGUAUAAAUCAAAUUUCCGUAAUAUUCACUCUGUACAGAUGAGACGUUGCACAGAGAAUGUAAUUCUACCGAUCUUGUUACCAUUGCGACGAGAGUUUAGAAGGCUUUCUAUAGCCAGAUGAUGGGAGAACCAACGGGGUUAACCAACAGCGAAGCACGAGAGCUUUGUACAAACCCAGAUGAAGCAACAAAAGAUUUCAUUCUUUCCCAGAUCAUGUACCGUAUUAAGGAUCCACGCAAAUCCUUGCCAUUUUAUACGGAAGUGUUAGGAAUGCGAUUACUUCAGAAAUUGGAUUUUCCUGAAAUGAAAUUUUCCGUCUAUUUUCUCGGAUUUGAGCGUGCUAGCGACAUACCAACCGACAGAAGGGAAUGUAUCGAAUGGACUUUUACAAGAAAAGCUGCUUUGGAGCUCACUCAUAAUUGGGGUACAGAAGUAGACCCCGACGCUAAGUAUCACAAUGGGAAUACAGACCCUAGAGGAUUUGGUCAUAUUGGACUCACGGUACCUGACGUGGAUGUAGCAUGUGAAAGAUUUGCUAGGCUUGGUGUGGAAUUUGUAAAAAAACCAAACGAGGGAAAGAUGAAAGGUCUUGCCUUCAUUAAAGAUCCCGAUGGUUAUUGGAUCGAAAUAUUAAGCGUAUCCAAUACUGUCGGUACGAUAAUGAACAACUAGUAAAUGCACAUUUAGUAAAAUCAAUGAUAAAAAUUCCUGUUAUAAUAUCUGCCAAUGCACUAGCUUAGUGUAAUGUGUAUGUAUUUAGAGAUUAACAAUCAGUAUAACAUGUCUUUAAAACAUCAAAAUAAUUCUGUCCCUUAAGCUGCAGCAGACCAAAUAUAUUUUAAUGAUGUACAAUGUGUUGAAAUGAUAAUGAAAAGAUAAUAUGUAAAAACAGAAUACUUACCUUUUAUACUAUAUACUAAUUGUUUUGUCUGUUACACUUAUAUUAUAACGAUGUACCUAAUAAUUAUCAUAGCUCAUCUGUGUAUGUAUACUAUGCUAUUGCAAAAAAUAAAAUCAAAA
Molecule: messenger RNA, 1091 nt
Organism: Neodiprion virginianus
Lineage: Eukaryota; Metazoa; Arthropoda; Insecta; Hymenoptera; Diprionidae
Product: lactoylglutathione lyase
Exons: 4
Coding region: 189-743 (184 amino acids)
Molecular function (GO): lactoylglutathione lyase activity; metal ion binding
Source: RefSeq, a predicted model, not a curated record